Molecule: messenger RNA, 3348 nt
Organism: Mya arenaria
Lineage: Eukaryota; Metazoa; Mollusca; Bivalvia; Myida; Myidae
Product: carbohydrate sulfotransferase 1-like
Exons: 3
Coding region: 4-1146 (380 amino acids)
Biological process (GO): N-acetylglucosamine metabolic process; sulfur compound metabolic process
Molecular function (GO): N-acetylglucosamine 6-O-sulfotransferase activity
Source: RefSeq, a predicted model, not a curated record
ACCAUGACUUUAAGACAAAUAAAUUACGUGAAAUUAUCUCUCGCGUUAGUGUGGAUAUUUACUUCAAUAUUGCUCAUAGCGAAACUGAUGCUAGUAGCUGAUAAGGGCGGUAUCCAUGUUAAGCAGUGGGGACUGUUAAAUAAAGGGACAAGUUCACGAACAAUGCUACGAAGCUCCAAGAAAUUACACAGCUCUUCAAAAACAGUAAAUGAGGAUUUUACACCUGUGAUUAUCGUAGCGUAUCCACGGAGUGGCUCCACGUUGCUAGGCAACAUUGUACAGAAAAGUACAGAUGUGUUCUAUGUAUUUGAGCCUUUGUGGGCACUACACGAACAUUUCUUCAAUAACACUUCUGCCAUACGCGGACACAACCUUGAGUUUAGGCGUCGUCGCCCUUCCAUGACGAUGAAAUAUGAAGCAGAUACUAUUUUUAGGGCGUGGCUUACAUGCAAUACUUCCACACUAGUGGCUAAAGAGUACCGAGUUUACAAAAACUUUCUGCCACUUGGUUUAAAAACAAACGCCGCAACCUCCGAAUGCUUAGAUUCUAUAGACCAUCCGAUUUGCCGGGCAAUUUUGCGUAGAGAAUGUCUCAAGUCGAAGAUUCGGGUCAUUAAAACAAUAAGAACUCCAAUCGACUGGUUAUAUAACUUGAUGGAAGAAUUCCCAACGUUAAAGAUACUUCACUUAGUACGUGAUCCUCGUGCAACCGCUAAUUCAUUGUGGCAUUUCGACUUUUGUGGAGCUGAAGAUUAUGUUGUUAACAAAGAAAGAUACGUUAAAUGUUUGCAAUAUCUUUGUGAAAAGAUGGACGAUGACGUUUUGUCAUUUAGAAUUAUGAAGGAGAAGUACAAGGAACGAGUUCACCGGAUUUAUUUCGAAGAUCUGGCAAUGAAUCCUAAUGCUACAUCGCGUAAACUUUAUGAAACCUUAGGUAUCCAUCAUGACAAAGAGAUUGAAAACUAUGUACAUAUGAUGACCAACGCUAAGGAGGAUUCAGUACGUCCACUUGGCACCUACAGGAAAAACUCCCGGCUGGAGAUUGACAAGUGGAAGGAGCAGUUGAGUGAUUCUGCACUUUACACUAUACAGACAUUGUGUCAUUACUCGAUGAAGAAUUUGGGAUAUAAAACCAUUUAUUAUUAAGGUAAUGGAGUCGUUACUGAGGAAGUUAAGUCUAAACCAAGUAAAUGCACAAUUUUGUGGUCAGUUAUCUUAAAGCUGAACUCUCACAGAUUUAUCGUUUUGGCAACUUUUUUUGUCUUAGAAUGAGCCAAUGUCUGCGAAAAUAUCUUACAACCAGUUAUAUAAGACUGCUGACAAAAGAUCAAAGCGCAGGAACACUACAUGAGCAAAUUUCACCAUUUGAUGAAGGGUGUCUGGUUUUGAUAACUUAGUUUAAACACUUCUAAGGUUUUGCAACACUUUUUCGUCAUACAUUUUUUUUUUUUUUUUUUUAACAAAAACAUUAGCGAGUACCUUUAAGACUAGACUGUUAGUACUUUUAGUAGCUUCCUCUACGUCGUUUAGGUUUAAUAUCUUAACAGAGAAAUUGUAGGACAAUCAAAGGGAGGUUAUUGGAAGAUUUUUUUAAGAAGAAAGAUGUUAGAGUAGUUUUCCUUUGAUUGUCGACUAAUCGGUGUUUUAUAUUUCAACAGAAAUGUAAUACACUGAUUACAAUUAUCAUUUUAAAGUAUACUUUAUUGAAAGCUCGUACAAAUAAGGUGCACACGCUGUGUGUCAUUUUACUAGAAAAUCGCGUACUUUACUAUGUUGGUCAUGAUAUCGUUGUUUUGUAGUGAUUUGCAAAUUUUAUCUGGUACCAUGAUUGAAGAAAAUACAAGUUUUAAUUCAGAUUAAGACUCAGAAAGGUGGAAAUAAGUGUUGCAAUAUCCCUACAUCACAUAUAUCCCAUUAUGUGUUAGUGAUGUAAAAAAUAUGUAUAUCCAAAUGACUUCGCUUAACCUUUUUGACUUUUUUUUUAACUUCAAGAAUGUGAAAAGAUGUAUUUUUCGCAAUUACAAAAUGCACCAAAACUUUAAGUAUAAUCUAAAUUUAGUGCGCACAACAUCAUUACGAAAUUUGCAUAUCACGUGACUUUCUGAAUAUCUAAAAUUCUUUGUUGCUUUAUAUACUAAUGAUUGGCAUUUUUUAACAAAGAAGUUUUUGGUUUAAAUAUUUUUUUAAACAAAAUAAUUCUUCUUUAACUGUUAUUUGCAUAAAUAUUUCAUUUGAAAGCUCAAUUAUAUUCAACUGAUGGAGGUUAUAAGACAAUUGUUAUUGACACAGUACUCUUUCGUGUGUUUGGACAAAAGUAUUAUUUAGUGGGAUGCAAGCCCACGCCAGUAGUCAAGACAAAAUAUUUUUUAUCGUCUGAACCACUAGACCACCAGGACUUAAAACAGCAGUAAACGAUAUUUUGACAUUUUAACAAUACAUUAAUGAUAUCACGUGAUAAUGUUAAUCAAACAAUCACGAAACAAGAAAGCUGUUAGUUAGUGUUUAUUAGUGUUGUUAACGUAUGUAUGGUAACAAUUUAAUAUUUUUUGUUAUUCGGCCACAUAUUGGUCUAUGAUCUUCAGGUAAACAAAUGUCCUGUUAUGUUUAUUUAUUUAAGAAAGAGGAUGUUUUUUCAUGUGGAAUUUCAUCGGAAAAAUGUUUAGUAUUCCUUUAGUUAUUUAUCAAGUUUAAUCCGGCAACCGCUCAGGUACUGUUUACAAAGCGCUAUGCUCCGCCCAUUUAUCUACCUCAUUAGCAUACAAUGAGUCAGUGGUCAAGUUAGUGAUUUCGUUGGUAUUUCCCAUACUUUUAUUUUUAAUAAAGCAUCGUAUGGGCCUCGGGAUUUUAUCGCACAUUAUAUGAGACUCUAUCAUAGUAAUAUACUCACCUUUUUCUCUAAUUAUUUAGUCCUCAGUGGCACAUGGACUUUAAGUACGACUAAGUUACAUAUGCAACAGUUGUUUUUGUAAUGUUUUCUGCUUAAAGGUUUUUAAAUAAAAUUAAUAUUGGAGUUGACUACUAAAUAGUCCCGUUUUAGGCUGCAACGAGAUCUACAAGUGCUACAUUUAACAGUGCAUUUUCAUACCCACUUGAGUCACGGAUCGGCCCACCAUUAAGAAAUAUAAUUAUUUCCAUAUUUUUUGUUUUAACCCUCAUCCACGUGUUUUCACAAAUGUCUUGUUUACAGUUGUUUCUGGUGGAUUUGAAACUUCAUCAGCAAUCAUCACGUACACAUGUAUACGGUAAUAUAGGUAUUUAAAUGAUUAGAGUAGUUUUAAAGGAAUCUAUGUAAUGUGUUACUUUUAGGCAUCUCAUCAAAACAGUUAUAGCUGAAUAAAUGUAACAAAA